CCCACAAAAACCAGUGACUGUGGAGGUAUAAAUCUCUUCAUGAGCAACACUGACAUCCUGUCAUUGAACAUUUCGCAGAGGCAGCUAAGAUUUCAGCUGGGGAAACACCGUGCCACAGCAUCAAGAGACAACACCUGCGCCCCCCCUUGCCUUCCACAGUAAUUGCUUUGCACCAUGGGAAAUGGCAUGAACAAGGUUCUCCCUGGACUUUACCUUGGGAACUUCAUAGAUGCCAAAGAUUUGGAGCAACUGAGCAGGAAUAAGAUCACUCACAUUAUUUCAAUCCAUGAAUCUCCCCAGCCACUACUGCAGGAAAUGACUUAUCUUCGCAUUCCUCUGCCAGAUACACCCGAGGCCAACAUCAAGAAGCACUUUAAAGAAUGUAUCAGUUUUAUCCACUACUGUCGCCUGCAUGGAGGGAACUGCCUUGUUCACUGCCUUGCGGGGAUCUCCCGGAGCACCACCAUUGUUGUCGCCUAUGUCAUGGCCGUGACGGAGCUAAGCUGGCAAGAGGUAUUGCAGGCGGUAAGAGCAGUGCGACCGAUUGCCAAUCCCAACCCCGGCUUCAAGCAGCAGCUGGAGGAGUUCGGUCACGGCCCUGCACGAAAGAUUCACAGACACUUGGAGCAGAGAUAUGGAGCCGACACUUUCAAUGACGAGGAGGAGAUAAGGCUCCUGCUUCCAGCAGACGGAGAAGGCACAUCCAGGACAGAUGGACCCCUGCAGGGACUGGUGCCAAGGAGCAGAGACAUCAAGAACACAGUCCCCUUUCUGCUGCGAGUGAAGCAGACGUUCUCCUGCAUCCCCACCUGUUUGAAGUGAGUCCAGCUGAGGCACAGAGAGGAGGGACGCGAGGCAUUCUGGGAAAGUGCAUAGCCUAACAUAUCAGACUGGCAAACGCCAAGGCCUGGAAAGGGACAUCCCUGCUAUUGUAUGUCAGGGGAGAGGUAUGGUCCAGUGGCGCAAUCACAGGCCUGGGAGCCAGGAACUCCUGGGUUCCCAUCCAAGCUCUGUAGUCUUCCUCUGUGGCCUUGGGAAAGUCACCUAACAUCUGCCUCAGUUUCCCCAUCUAAAGUGUGGGGGGUUAAUGCUUACGUUUCUAUUUCCCAGGCUGCUGUGAGGGUUGGUUAGUAAAUAUACAAAGGGCACUGGGAGGGUUAGACGUGCUGACUAUCAUCAUUAGUGAACAGAAGGGCCUUGAGCCCUGGCUUACUGAGUGCUACAGAUCAGCUGUGCAGGAGGGGAUUUUCCUGCUGCCAAGAGCCUGGGUUGGAAAGUACCAGCCAGGGAUGGACUUCGGCAGCAAAUUGUAAUACUUCAAUAAAUGCUGCACUGAACCCAUAAAAAUACAAUAAAGCGUGGGGGGAUGUCUCUUUAUAGAUGAGACUUUUUCAUCAGCAAGUGGUUUCCACUGUCCGGGGCAUUGUAUAAGAAGUGUGUGUGUGUUUUCCAUUAGACCCAGUACACCAGCCAGGAGACAGCUCUCAUGCAGGCAAAGGUCCAACUGUAGGCAACAGUGAAUGGUGUGUUAACAGGGUUGCACUACGUUUCCCCUGAUCCUGGUGUGGUCUCCCACAGGGGGCAAAUAAUAGUUAACACUGGGCCAGGUAUUGCUAGAG
Terrapene triunguis (Three-toed box turtle) is the source of this 1619-nucleotide messenger RNA. RefSeq names its product dual specificity phosphatase 15 (gene DUSP15). Gene Ontology annotation, biological process: protein dephosphorylation; positive regulation of JNK cascade; transforming growth factor beta receptor signaling pathway. Bases 175 to 822 code for a protein of 215 amino acids. The record is from RefSeq and is a predicted model, not a curated record. Gene Ontology annotation, cellular component: cytosol. Gene Ontology annotation, molecular function: protein tyrosine/serine/threonine phosphatase activity. Lineage: Eukaryota; Metazoa; Chordata; Testudines; Emydidae. The transcript is spliced from 7 exons.